Suillus discolor is the source of this 1657-nucleotide messenger RNA. RefSeq lists its product as uncharacterized. The coding region runs from base 50 to 1564 and encodes 504 amino acids. Lineage: Eukaryota; Fungi; Basidiomycota; Agaricomycetes; Boletales; Suillaceae. The record is from RefSeq and is a predicted model, not a curated record. The transcript has 4 exons.
AUGUAUAGAAGCUCGAGUCUACUUCUCCGAGCGUUUUUUCGGCAAUGACAUGGACUUUGGUCACAAAGCCUUUUGGGAAUCCCUCGUCAAGAAACGUGCUGAAGUCGAAAGAUUCUUGUACUACGUCGAGACGCGGGGCUAUCAACUCAUCCUACAGGCACAGAAUGCGCUUUGGGUCUUGGAUCGCGACCCUGAUGCACACGAUCCAGGAGACUGCUCAGGAUAUGAAGGCGAAUCUCUUGUUCGUGAUGCCUCCUUCCAUUCUAUAGAGAGCGACCGGGAUGCAGCUAUCGACGAUCCUCUGGAGGCGGUACUGCGCGAGAAGUCUGUGGAAUUCCUGGAGAAGAUUAGGUCCCGUCUGGCCCGAUACUGCUGCACCCCUUCUACCUCCAGGUACCACGAUGAACGACUAGAAGUCAUAUACGCCUAUGUGCGCCGCGGAAUUUUCACGGAGCCAGCCCUCAUGUUCUUGUCUCAGAGCUACGACAGUGUCAUGGCGCUUCUCAAUGAUGACAACCUGGACCUAGUGACCUUGGAAAAGAUCUGGAAUGCUGUCAAGGCUCUGUGUGUCCACGAUAUCAGAGAUGCUGUGGACGACGUUCUGCGGGCCAACAGGGAAGGCGACUACGUGAUGGUCUUGGGGGGCAAGGUUUUCAAGGAGACCAGCGGUGAGGAAUGGCCUUUGCACGCCUGGGGCCACAUGAUGGCAAUCUACCAUUGUUACUCCUGCCUCCGCAUGGCGUGUAAGACGAUGGACGAAGUCAUUGCCAUGACCCGAUUUGCCUUGUUCUCCGAGACAGCCCUCUCCCAAUCGUGUGUCAAGUACGAAUACGGCUUCGACGGUGCGAAAGAACUGAUCUUGGCGGGUUUUAUUCCCAGCGACAUACCGCUCUCCUCACCUCGGCAUUCCAUCAUUUGCACGGAUAGUGGUUCUCAGUCGUUCGGGCUCAUGUGGGAGGAGACGAAGCGCAACCUGUCUCUGUACGGCUCUCUAUCUCUCAACGACGCUAAAGCACAAGCCUUUGUCAAUGGUUGCAUCCGACAUCCUGACCUCAUGGUCAUGUUGCGCAAGGGGGCAGACGGACGUGUCAUCCGCUCGCGGCCGGUGGUAUGGACCUCGCGGAAGCGACACGCGCGGAGCCGCUCAGCACUAGCAUCUGUACCAUGGGAGAAGACACGCGACGUCGUGCGCUGCGAGGACGAUGACCUGGAGGAGGCGCAACCCCCUGGGUGGAACCACGAGAAGAUCGCGGACUGCUUGAUGGUAGUGCUCGUUGAUAGCGGCGAGGGUAACAUGGGCGACUUUGUGCGUAAGCUGUUAGAGAUUUGGUGCCAGGUGUACCAUGUCAAGGAUAAGAAAGAGCUUUACUGUGCAUUGGAGACGACGUUCGUAGAGGCCGGGGAGCUCGAGCAGUGCACAUGUGGGCGACACGACAUCGCAUUCACGCCAUCAAUCACCCAAGGAAACGUGAUGAACGCGUAUGAGAGUUUGUGGGGGACGCCGCCGCCACCUUGGUUAAUAGAGAAUCCGAAUAGGUUCCGCCUGGCAACGGAUUCGUUUUGAAACGGGUCUGGAGUUUUCUUUACGACAAUCUACUUAUGCAGGAAAGCAACGAACUUGUAACAAGUUAAGUCAUUGGUUUCGUGGAUAUACUUG